Messenger RNA from Sorex fumeus (smoky shrew), 2596 nucleotides. It is a transcript of the gene PDZRN4, whose product is annotated as PDZ domain containing ring finger 4. The transcript has 8 exons. Gene Ontology annotation, molecular function: protein binding. The record is from RefSeq and is a predicted model, not a curated record. Bases 165 to 2471 code for a protein of 768 amino acids. NCBI's taxonomy places the organism in Eukaryota, Metazoa, Chordata, Mammalia, Eulipotyphla, Soricidae.
CGCACCCUCCUGGCUUGUGCCAAACAGCGGUUUGUCUGUGUUUCUGGACUGAAGUGACUGAUGAAAUGCAGUAGACAAGUCUGGAGGGUGAUUCUCUGGCAGUUCAACUUGCCUUUCAGUUCUGUGGAAAUUGGAAGAUUUGCUCUCUCUUUCCUCUUCUUAGAAUGGGCUGCAAUUUGUGCACUUUUCAGAAAAGAGAGGAACGCUACAAACUGCUGUACGAAGUUUCCCAGGUCAAUGGGAAGGAUCUCUCAAAGUUCACCCAUGAGGAGGCAAUGGAGGCUUUUCAAAAUGCCAAGGAGCCCAUUGUGGUCCAGGUGCUGAGACGAACGCCUCUCAGUAAACCAGUCUAUAGCACAUCUUCAGAAGUCCAACUCACGAAUGCUAGUACUCAGACUGACAUCACUUUUGAACACAUCAUGACCUUGGCAAAAUUUAGGCCACCUACCCCUCCUGUGCCAGACAUCUGUCCAUUUCUGCUCUCAGACAGCUGUCAUUCUCUUCAUCCGAUGGAGCAUGAAUUUUAUGAGGACCAUGAGUAUUUUUCCAGAUUACCUACUGAUGUAGACAGAACAGAAGACUUUGAAUAUGAGGAGGUUGAGUUAUGUCGUGUUAGCAGUCAAGAGAAGCUGGGCCUAACAGUCUGUUACAGAAUGGAUGACGAAGAAGACAUGGGCAUUUAUGUAAGCAAGGUAGAUCCAAAUAGCAUUGCUGCAAAAGAUGGCCAAAUUCGAGAAGGAGAUCGUAUUGUACAAAUAAAUGGGGAGGACGUCCAGAAUCAGGAAGCUGCAGUGGCACUGCUGUCUAGAGAUGAAUGCAAGAGGAUUGUGCUGCUGGUUGCAAGGCCAGAGAUUCCGCUGGAUGAAGGCUGGUUGGAAGAUGAAAGGAAUGAAUUCUUAGAGGAGUUAAACUUGGAAAUGUUAGAAGAACAGCAUAAUGAAGCAAUGCCAUGUACUGCCAACGAAGUAGAGCAGCCCAGAAAACAAGAAGGCGAAGAGGGUACAACAGACACAGCGACAUCUUCACCUAAUAACCAAGAGAAAGACAGUGGAGUUGGACGCACAGAUGAAAGCUUGAGAAAUGAGGAAAGUUCAGAGCAGGAAAACAUAGCUGAGGACGGCAGCAGCACGUUGAGAAGCAGGAGAGAAAGGGAACAGAGCCAGGACCCUCCAGGAAGAAGUGAACUUCGGUGCGAUGAGAGUUUUGUGUCUGGGGAUUGUGUUGGCAACCCUGAAAAGGAUUGUGAAAGAAUCCGACAGCUCUUAGAAAUCAAAUGCAAGAUUCGAAACCAUGGAGAGUAUGGUCUCUAUUACUCAAGCAGCACAAUAGAAGGCAACCAAGGGGAACAAGUGGGAGUAGAACAUGAGUUACAGUUACUUAAUGAAGAACUAAGAAACAUUGAACUUGAAUGUCAGAAUAUCAUGCAGGCUCACAGACUCCAGAAAGUCAGAGAGGAGUAUGGAAAGAUCUGGGCAUUGCAAGAUGGAGAUUUCAAAAAUUAUAAUACCAGCCUGAAUAUGCAAAGUGAAAAUCUAGAUGAUAUUGUGGAAUACCCAGGAAAAUCAGAUAAAGACAGUUCUAGUGCUUACAACACAGCUGAAAGCUGCAGAAGCACUCCACUCACUGUGGACCAUUCACCUGAUAGUUCACUCCCAAGAAUAAUUAACCUCACCAAUAAAACAAACCUGAGAGGCAAAAUUAUUGCCACUCAGGGACAGAGCAGUAAUGAGUCCACCUUCACCAAAGGCAAAACCACUGAACAUGGCUGCAGUAGUGAAGGUGAGAAGAUUUCAGAAAGCAGCAAGUUUUCUGAGCAAGAGAAGAUGGGUCGUGAACAAAUCUCUUACCUCUCACCUUACCACAGUUCCUCAUACAGAUAUGCAGAUAUUCCAGCACACGCUAGACAUUAUCAAAGCUAUAUGCAGCUAAUUCAACAGAAAUCUGCAGUUGAGUAUGCUCAAAGUCAGCUCAGUUUGGUGAGCAUUUGCAAAGAGUCUCAAAAGAAUUCAGAACCCAAGAUGGAAUGGAAGGUGAAAAUUAGGAGUGAUGGGACACGGUACAUAACCAAGAGACCAGUGAGAGAUAGAAUUCUGAAAGAACGUGCCUUAAAGAUCAAGGAGGAGAGGAGUGGCAUGACAACAGAUGAUGACACUAUAAGUGAAAUGAAAAUGGGGCGUUACUGGAGUAAAGAAGAGAGAAAGCAACACCUGGUUCGUGCCAAGGAGCAGCGUCGGCGCAGAGAGUUCAUGAUGCGGAGCAGGUUGGAGUGUCUGAAGGAGAACCCUCAGAGUGGUAGUGAGGGUAAGAAGGAAAUCAACAUCAUUGAACUAAGUCACAAAAAGAUGAUGAAAAAAAGAAACAAGAAGAUUUUGGACAACUGGAUGACAAUUCAAGAACUAAUGACCCAUGGGGCCAAAUCUCCUGAUGGCAUGGGAAUUCCUAAUGCCUUUUUGUCAGUCACCACUGUGUGACCCAAUUAGUUAAAUUUAAUUUAAGAGGGUGCUACCAGUUUGGGUAGAGUAUGAUUGCCUCGUUCAAUGUGGCAUUUUUAUAUGCAUUUAGUGAGUCUUUAUAAUUUAAUUUUUGUAAGAAUAAU